CGUUGAUGUUCGAUUUUUAAAUCAACAUUAAUGAGUUUAAUGAUUUAAUCAAAUCAUAUUGUUAUUACAAUGAAAGUUUGAAAUUUGAAUUGUUGGAUAUAAUUUAUUGGCACAUUGAAACACUAUGAAAAGAAAAUUUAAUUUGGUUGAAAAAAUCGAUUCCAGUGGACAAGGCAAUAAAUUUGAGGGUUGUUCCUCGGAGACUGACAGAAAAUACAAAAUGUUUAAAAAUACUAUUUGGUAUAAUUUAUUAUUGAAUGCAGAGAAAACUUGUUUAAAGGAUGAACAAAUUAAAAAGAUUCAUUACAAAUUUGAUGAUGGGAAGGAAAUGGUUGAAGAAUAUAAUGUUGACACAAAAGUUUUGCUUAGGAGAGCUUGGAAAAUGAAGGGAAAACUGGGAGGAGAGGGUAAAUGGUCUGUAGAAUUAGGUGACCCUAUUCCUGAAACAAUACCAAAUGCUGAUUCUAUUGCUAUUAUUGAAAGUAAAGAUCAACCUGUUUUGCUAAAACGGAAUACAAGGGUUAAUAUAGAGUGGAGGAUAAGAAAUCUUCCUUAUCCAAUAGAAACAUAUUCUAUAAAAGCUCAAAAUGAUGAUAAGUCCAUUGUUAUUAGUACUUCGAAUAAGAAGUAUUACAAAAAACUGGAUGUGCCUGAAUUAGUAAGAUUAGGUUUGCCAAUAGAGCAAAUGAAUAUUGAUGCUACUCACAAAUACAAUACACUUAUCAUUACAUAUAAGAAGCCACAGGAAUUGUUGAAUAUGGAUAAAGAGUGGUUUGAAGAGUUGAACAAAAUCAAACCUAUUAAAGAUGUACCAAAUGAGUGUAAAACACAAUAGAUUUAAACAUAAUAAUUUUAUGAAGUUUACAUACAUAAGUUAAAUAAAAAGUUCAGUUUUAUAAUAGAUUUAUUAUUUUAGUUUUCUUAUAACAAUAUUGAGUCUCUUAAUCACUAUCG
Messenger RNA from Vanessa atalanta (red admiral), 954 nucleotides. RefSeq names its product protein DPCD. Lineage: Eukaryota; Metazoa; Arthropoda; Insecta; Lepidoptera; Nymphalidae. The coding region runs from base 125 to 835 and encodes 236 amino acids. The transcript is spliced from 4 exons. The record is from RefSeq and is a predicted model, not a curated record.